Molecule: messenger RNA, 1898 nt
Organism: Drosophila ananassae
Lineage: Eukaryota; Metazoa; Arthropoda; Insecta; Diptera; Drosophilidae
Gene: Hsp67Ba
Product: heat shock protein 67B1
Exons: 1
Coding region: 159-1577 (472 amino acids)
Biological process (GO): response to heat; protein refolding
Molecular function (GO): protein folding chaperone
Source: RefSeq, a predicted model, not a curated record
CAUUCAGCCAUAAGGGCUCAAACGCAGUCCAGUUGGAGGCCAGAACGGAUCGUCGCCGCCAGAACGGAUACCUCAAAACAGACAUUCAGUUUUCCCCCAAAGUCCAACUCCAAGUCCAGCUGAAAACGUUUUAGACCAGACCGGAGACCGGAGAGACCAUGUCGCUGAUACCGUUUAUACUCGAUUUGGCCGAGGAGUUGCACGAUUUCAAUCGCAGCCUGGCCAUGGAAAUUGAUGAUUCUGCAGGUGUUUUUCCGUUGGAUUCCGUUGGUUCGGUGCCGGCACAGAUGCGUAGAUACGGUGGGGGCGGUGGGAUGAUGUGGGUGCCCAUCAAGGGCCAGCAGGCGCAGCAGCAUCGCCAUCAUCCAUAUAGCCGGGUGGCCGGUGCGAAAACCGUCUGCUGCAAUAAGCCAAUUUUGGAAUUGGAAAAGGAGAUGAGCGAGAAGGGUACUGGAAGUGGAAGUGGUUGUGGUAGUGGCAGUGGAAGUCCAACUGGAAAUGGAAAUGGUAGUGGAAGUGUUAGUGUAACCGCCCAGCCAGUGGUUAGCAAAUCAUCUUACUCCGUGGUGAAUCGGAAUGGAUUCCAGGUGAGCAUGAACGUGAAGCAGUUCACCGCCACCGAGCUGACCGUGAAAACCAUCGACAACUGCAUCGUGGUGGAGGGCCAGCACGACGACAAAGAGGACGGCCACGGAGUGAUCUCGCGCCACUUCAUCCGGAAAUAUGUCCUGCCCAAGGGAUAUGAUCCCGCCGACGUCCAUUCGACUCUCUCGUCCGAUGGCAUUUUAACGGUAAAGGCACCACCGCCAGCACCCACCCCGAAGGGUGCCGCCGAGCAUCAAGUGCGCGUCGUGGACAUCCAGAUGCAGUCCCGAGAGAAAGAUGCAGUAAAGCCGGCUGCCGAGGGAGAGCAGACACCAGCCAGCAGUGCUACCGCUCUCACUUCCAGCAAUGGAACAGAGACAGAGUCGGAAGCAGUGGCGGUGGCGGUGGCGGCGGCCUCUCCAGCCCCCGCUCCCGCUCCCGCUCCAGCAUGCGCUCCGACACCCACUUCCUCUCCCGUUGAGGCUGCAGCCGUGGAAGCCACCACUACUACUUCCAGCACUUCCACUUCUUCUUCCAACAAUGGCGUGCCAGAGCCCAUGGAAGAGGAAGCCAAAGCCGAGACGGCCAAAGAGGAGAAGGCCCCACUCGCCAACUCGUCCAACUCGGUGGUGAGCAGCAGCGAGGGCGGGGAGGAGCCAAAGGCAGCCUCCUCCGACGAUAACCUUACCUCCAAUAACGGUAACGGAGCCACCGAGCCGGAAGCAACGCCACCCGCUGCCGCUGGCGAAGAUGAUGCGGAGAUGAAGGAGGACGGCGCCACCGAGACUGAGGCCGACAGCAAAGUGGAGGCAGAGGCGGUGGCGGAGGCGGAGGCGGAUAGCAAGGGGGAGUCCACUGUAGUGGAAAAGACACCCAAAGCCGGCGGUGGCGAGGAGCUGGCCGCCGUGGAUGCGGCCAUCCUUUUGGCCAAGAACAACCAGGCCGAGAACGGGGCCGCUGCUGCCAAGGUCGUCGAGGAGUUGGCCAAGUGAAGACUGAACUAACUGAGGGAAAAAGACAGUAAAAUAACAGUACGAGUAUGCGUGCGUUUUAUUCCAUAAAUGUUUUUUGUGUUUUCUUUUGUAUUUCACACGAAAAACAGUCUAGAAAUAGAAGCUUAAAAGGAAACCGGACACUCAAUUACUAAGCUCAGCGCAGCGAGAUAAAAGUAUGAUUUCCUAAAACAUAUGUGACAACAACAACAACUAUAGGUAUUCCACUAAAAAUUAAAUAAAAAAAAAACACGAAUUAUUGUACUUAACAAUAAAUGGAAAAAAAUAAAUAAGAAAAUAAAGCGAGUACGCAAUAUUGCA